Molecule: messenger RNA, 4317 nt
Organism: Stegodyphus dumicola
Lineage: Eukaryota; Metazoa; Arthropoda; Arachnida; Araneae; Eresidae
Molecular function (GO): protein dimerization activity
Source: RefSeq, a predicted model, not a curated record
ACGAUACCCAUCUUUCAUGUUGAUAACCUUAAACUUUCAUGUUUUCAUUUAUUUAUUUAUUUAUUUUAAAAUUUCUUGUCAUUCUCCAUUAAGCAGAAAAUUUCUGAAUUUAGAAAAUUCAUGUUUCAAAUUUCAUAUUCUGAAUUUUCUGUGGUUAGAAAAUCUGAAGACCCCAUGAGAAUAAUCCUUUGGAGAUAUUAGUGCAAUCUCCUCAAAACUUAAUUACAAUUGUCAUAGACCUUGAAGAAAUGUCGAAAUCGCCUGUUAUUCUACUAGAAACCUCAUUACAAGUGUGUUCAAUUUAUCUUAAAGCUGUUGAUAACAUUACAGAAAAGGUCUGUGCUUCCGUCUGAUGACAUUUCUGAUAAAUGGGUAAUCCAGUGUGAAGCCGAUUUUUUCAAAUACUUCAAUAUCUUCCAAAGGGCUGUUCGAUCUCACUUUCCACAAUUUUUCAUGGGAUAUGUUGAAAGUUCUUUGCCAAUAAACCAUGCAACUGAAGAGUACUUGGCAUUGGCAACACUAGCCUUUCAGGAUUUGUUAUGAUAUGAUACGAUGGGUUCUAACAAUUUUAAAGGCAUCUAAACCUCUGAUGGAAAAGAGGAGACGAGCCAGAAUUAACCAUUGUUUGGCGCAACUCAAGUCUCUUGUUGUGGAUCCGAAUACUACAGAGAGGUCAAGACAAACGAAGUUGGAAAAAGCAGACAUUUUAGAGCUUACUGUUCGACACUUACAUGAAAUCAAGCGACGACAAAGAACAGUUUCCUUAAUAGAUGCUCAUCAUCCGAAGAAAAAAUUCGAGAUAGGAUACUCGGAGUGUGCCCGAGAGGUGGAUCUUUUCCUUUCCAAUCUGAUGGAUCCCCAGUUGUCUGGUCUUGAAGCUGAACUUCAGAGACGACUCAAAGAUCACCUGUGCAGAAGGCUUCAUGACAUCCGGAACAUUGAGCCUCUUGUGGAAUGUGGCAAGAAAGAUGAUUCAGAUGAAAUGUAUGAUAACUCAUCCCCGUCUUCGUCUGGGUUCAGGAGUAACGAAAACUCUCCGCCGCCACAAAGUAAUGUCAUAAAUUGCUCAGACCAAGUUUUAUUAGCAAAAUCUACAAAAUUUGAUGCUGUAGUAAAUAGACUUGAUAAUCAUCAUACUGAAAACGAACAUGAUAAUGUUUUUGCCUUCAAUAGACAGUCAGUAUCAUCGACCUUAAAUGCUCCUAACUUCACAACGGUUGGAUCUUCCUCCCCCGAGAGUUUGAAUGAGAAUAUUAGACUUGCUUCAUCGUCGGAUAUGUACGAAUUAGAUAAAGGGAGAGCUUCGACGUCAUCACUGGAGUCUGAUGGAUCGUCUAAAGUACAAUAUUCCAUGGCUUAUGCAAGAGAAAGGCUUAAUCCUUGUUUUAUAGAACAGCAAAUGUUAGAGAACUCAUCCGAUCUUUGUGACGAUGAAGGCAACUCAUUUUGGGAACAGAAGGGAGAAAGUGACGAAGGAUUUUGUAACCAUUUACAACAGAUACCACUUGUGCCUAAGCGCUUGCCCAAUGGUGAAUGGGCUCUAGUUCUGCCAGCUAAUUUAAUAUCUGAUGAAAAUAAUGUUGCGCAAACUUUCAGCGCUUUUCGCUUGGUUUGGCCUAGCAGUAAGAUGAAGAAUAACACAUAUGUACAACGACAGAGACAGAAUUGUGUCGCUUCGCCUGUGUCCAGUAACUUUUCAGAUACGAGUUCUGAAGAGAACUGUUCAAGAAGUGAAGGGGAUUCAGUUAUGAGAUCAGAUCAAAAUAAUCAAGGGGAGGCUUCGCAGUAUAUUUGGAGACCUUGGUAAAUAUGAUUUUCGAACCACUAAAAUUAUGCUUUUAAAAUGUGUUUGUUCAUUAAAUAUGAACACAAAUGACAUCGAAAAGCUGUUUAUUGAAACCCUAGAACUGGAAGGCCUUAAGAGAAAAAGCAAUGACGUUGUGUACCUGAGUAUUUGUUAUCGUAUUAUUACGAACGAAGAAAGUCGAAUUAUUACAGGAAUUUAUUCUACCUACAUGUAUAGUAAAAAAGGCAUUACGAUAUUUUAAAGCAAGAAUUAAUGAAGGAGAAAAUCAGGAAGUAUGAUUGAUGUACCUAAAGUAUGUAAUAGAAAUAAGAGCUUUAAUUUCUAAAUUCAUAUACUAAAAUAAUCACCUUCAGGUGGGACAAAGCUAAAUCGAAAGCGCAGAAAAAAUACGAAAGAGAUGCAAUUUGCCAAACGAUGUACUUCAUAAAUGUAUUUUAGAGAAGCUUCAGUUAUGAGGAAUGUUUAAAGAAUAAUUAACAGAGAAUACAAUGAAUAUAAAUAAUGCAGUAAUUUUAUCGUAGAAAAAAAGUCAAAAUUCGCGAGUCAGUUGUGAGAAGAACUUCGAAAUUUGCGGAAGUUUCGUGGUUUGUGAUUACAUGAUUAAUUUCGCGAAAAUUUCGCUCCGAGAAUAAAAAUGGCAUUUAAAAGAAAUGUAUACCAUAAAUUUAUGCAAAUAUCCUAGUGCAUACCUAUAUAAACAUUAUACUACAUAAUUCAAAAAAUUAUACUCACAUUUAUAAUCAUGAUUUCCAUUUAAAUGGAUGAUUUUCUUAAUACUUUAUAUUACCAGCUACUUAAAUUUUCCGAUUUAAUGCUCUGUCUACUAUUCUAUUAACACGAUUUUAAUUUGGAAGAGAUUCGUUCAGCACUGACAUUUUUUAUCGGUACUGAAAAGUAUUCCAGAAAUCUAAUAAAGUUUCACACUGUGUAAAUUCUCUUGCAGUAACUUUUCAGUAAUGAAAUUUAUAUAUAUUUAUUUGGCUUCUUAUCUUCGAACAUAGAAGUGUCAUUGAAAAUAAAUACAUUCAAUUCUUCAUCUGAAAGGUCUUGAUCUGAAAGGCCUUAAUUGAAUGAUUUAAAUUGAUCAUGAUAAGACACCCACUUUACCAAAUAAUAGUUUUUUCCUGCGAAAUGGGUUUUUCAAUUACAAACGGGGCCGCUUGUAGGAAGACAGUUGUCAAUCUGCUAAUUCAUUGAACAGUAGGCUGUAAAUCACUGAUAACAAUAUAAAAAUUCUUAACUGCCUAUGACUUGGAAUCUUGGUUCAAGGUCCAAAGCUGUUGCUUGUAUUUACAGAAAGUUUAAUUUUCAGUGUGUUUUUUGCAUAAAUGCUAAUGAAAGCCAAUAUUAAAAUUGCUUAGCAAAAUGUCUUACAAUUAGAAAAGAAAUUUUAAGAAAUUUCUGGAAAAAACCUGAAAUUCCCAUUUUAUCUGAUGUUCGGGGUAACACCUGAUGUUGAAGAAACCUCGGAAAACAACUUAAAAUUUUCAGGAAUUCACACCGCGAAAGAAUUUCUGUUUAAAUAUGAUUAAUAAAAUUUGAGUUUUUGCAUCAUUUCUCCACUAACGCAUAUUUUGAUAUCCGAAGAAAUGAAUUUAUUUUACUUCGAUUAAUCCACUUGAUGUUUAAUUUUUUAUAGCAAUUCCACCAAAAGAUAUUUUAUUUAUUUUACUUAAUUUUAUUUACGUACGAUGCUGAAAUCGAAUUUUUGGAGAUUUUUAUUGAAAAAUUCUUUUUCUAGAAUGUCCUGACAUAUUUUAUCUUUUCAAAUUUUUCGAAACUAAAAGUAUAAAAUAUUAAGAAUGACACGUGCCUUAUCGAUUAGACAAGUUUUAUAAAACUGAACGACGAUUUUAUUAUUCUGUCUGUAUACGGUUUAUCAAAGAUUUUUUUCAUUUUUAAAUUCGAACAUUGAAGUUAUUAUCGUAAAGCGACUGUAAAGCAUAGCUUCAAUCGAAUUCUAAGGACUGUAGUUUCCAAGGCCUUGUCGGAAUAGCUAAUUUAGAGUUAAAUUUGACUUCUUUUUUAAACAUUAUACAUGGUUGUACGAAUAUACAUAGAAUUUCAUAUUUGUUUCUAGUUUUGAAUAAUUUUCUGAUAAAAUAAAUUAAACAACAAAUAUUUUAAUUUAAAAAAACUGUUAGAAAAAUUUUACAUGCUAAAGUAUUCAUGAUUUCAUUUAAAUUUUCUAUGCAAAUAUGAAUUUCAAAUUUAAUGCUGUUUUAUAAUGUUAAGGCAGUGUGUUAACAUUUUAGGAUAUAGAAAUAAAACAAUUCUGCAUAAAAUUAAAUGUACAAAUGAUAUAUUUAUUGCAUAUUUAUUUUGUGUUCUUCUAAUUAUAUGGUAACGGUUUUCAUUUAUUGUAAAAGGUAAUUCAUGUAAAUACUGUAGUUUAAGGAUUUUUUAUAUAAGUUAUAUAUAUUUCAAAGAUCUGCUUUAAAAGAAGUGUAUUUCUGAAAUCAAAAUCUUUAAAAAAUCAAAAGUGCUUUGUAAUUAUAUGAACUGCUGCA